UCUUAUCAUAUCUUUUCCAUCAUAUUCGUCAACAAUAUGGAACCAAUAAAUCAAACAUGUAUUUCAAAAUUCCUUCUCCUGAGACUGACAGAGGAUCUAGAACUGCAGCCCCUCCUCUUCAGCCUGUUUCUGUCCAUAUACCUGGUCACUGUCCUGGGAAACCUGCUUAUUGUCCUAGCUGUCACCUCUGACUCCCACCUCCACAGCCCCAUGUAUUUCUUUCUUGCCAAUCUGUCCUUUACUGACAUCUGUUUAAGCACAACCACGAUCCCAAAGAUAUUGGUGAACCUCCAAGCACAGAAUCAGAGCAUCACUUAUAUAGGUUGUCUCACUCAGAUCUACUUUGUCCUGGUUUUUUCUGUUUUGGAAAAUUUUCUCCUUGGAGUAAUGGCUUAUGACCGCUAUGUGGCCAUUUGUCACCCACUGAGAUAUAUGGUCAUCAUGAACCCCCACCUCUGUGGUCUACUGAUUCUACUCUCCUUGUUCAUUAGCAUCGUGGAUGCCAUGCUCCACAGUCUCAUGGUGUUGAGACUGUCCUUCUGCACAGACCUAGAAAUUCCUUACUUCUUCUGUGAAGUUGUUCAGGUCAUCAAGGUUGCCUGUUCUGAUACCCUCAUCAAUAACAUCUUCUUAUAUUUUGCAGUUACAAUAUUAGGUGGUGUUCCUUUCUCUGGAAUCAUUUUCUCUUAUACUCAAAUUGUCUCCUCCAUUUUGAGAAUGCCAUCAGUGGACGGAAUGUAUAAAGCUUUUUCCACUUGUGGGUCUCACCUCUCAGUUGUUUCCUUGUUCUACGGGACAGGCUUUGGUUCAUACAUUAGUGCUGCAUUCACACACUCUUCCAGGAUGAUUGCAGUAGCUUCAGUGAUGUACACCAUGGUCACCCCCAUGAUGAACCCCUUUAUCUACAGCCUGAGAAACAGGGAUGUGAAGGAGGCCUUAAGAAAAAUUAUCAGGAGCAUAUCUGCUUUCCAGUGA
Messenger RNA from Orycteropus afer afer, 975 nucleotides. The record is from RefSeq and is a predicted model, not a curated record. Lineage: Eukaryota; Metazoa; Chordata; Mammalia; Tubulidentata; Orycteropodidae.